Schistosoma spindalis is the source of this 1561-nucleotide messenger RNA. The record is from the annotation of a GenBank genome assembly. Lineage: Eukaryota; Metazoa; Platyhelminthes; Trematoda; Strigeidida; Schistosomatidae.
AACAAGUGUCACCUUGAGUUGUGUGUGUGGUUCAAAGUAAAAUGUGCUUUGCGCGUUACAAGAGACUUCCGUGAGCUAUGAACGCGUUAAUGGAUAAUACCGUAAGAAAACAUUUCAGAUCUAGCACUCUGGUUUUAUGCAACCGAGAAUCACUUACAAUCCUUUUUAGAAUUACCGUAACGAAACUAGCAACUGUAAUAUUCUGAGUUUAUGUUGUCUGUGUGGUCAAACGUUUCCAAGUAUCAAGUCCCUUCAUAUGCACAUUAAUAUUGUACACAAAGAAGCGGCAGGUUCUUUUGAUUUUCAGUUAACAGACUGUGAAAACGACGACUCUCAUUCAGUCACCUUAGAAUCACGGAUCUCACUGUCAUCUAGUAAUGAGGAAUUUAUGUCCAAGCCUGAAACUCCAGUUGUUUGUCCGAAUUGUAGAAAGCCGUUUCCUGGUCUCACAAGUUUGCGAGUUCAUAUAGAUUCUGUACAUCAUGGUAAUCGGAUACCUCAAUGUGAUUAUUGCAUGAAAAAGUUCUCCACUUUAUCCUACCUUCGAAUGCAUAUUUCUACUGUUCAUGAAGGUGUCCGAGCAUAUUCUUGUAAUAUCUGUGAGAAGAGUUACACUCAAAAGCAUUCUUUGAAAAAACAUCUUAGAAAUUCUCAUUCAAUCUCAUCCAGUCAAGGUAUACUAGAUGAUUCAGGAUCAACUAAUGGGGUACCGAAUAAAUCUAGUCAUUCUACAUGUUCCAAUGAAAUGCGUACUUUUAAAUCACGUAAAAGGUUACUCGUUGAUUCUCCAAUCAUACCUAGUUCCUCUAGUCCUAGUCCAUCUAGGUCGAAUGAAGUGGACGGUCCUGUUUCAUUGGAAACUAAGAAUCGCCAAAUCAGUUGAUGAUUUAAAUACAUUCGAUUAACAAUAUCCCUUCGGAUAAAACUUUCGUGCCACGUUUUUGUAUUUAGACACACAAAUAACUAUGAACAUCCCGAUCUUCAAGCAGAGUUUUCUUAUGUCUACCUCAUCAAUUAAAUCGACACCUACCUCAGUUUAUAUAGUUUCGAUUAUUGCAUUUAUGUAGUUCAAUUAAUAACUUUUUGUAUGAAAAUCCGUUUUGCUGCAGAUUUUUUUGAGUUUUUCAAACAAUUGAUUUUGAACACAUUCUUUGUAUUAUGUACUAAAUCCAAUACUUUUGCUAUCUGGACACUGUUCUUUAAGCUAUUUUUAGACCAAAUCUUAUGUUCAUCUGUAUUCGCGAUCUCAUCUAAUGUUGGAUUUUUCCUCAAGUAUUUUUGGACUUUGUCUUAUUUCUCAAUGCUUUGUGACGGUAAUCCUGUUACUGAAAAUCUCAGAGCUGUCUAAUCUUCUUUUUGCUCUAGUUUUUUGUGGUACGUUUUUCAGAGGAAGAGUUACGAUAUAUGUACUCUUACUGUCCUUUUCAUCUGUAUGAUGAGAUUUGGUCUACAUGGUAGCAUUUAUAUUAGUAAAUAUUAGUCUGAAAAAAUGCGUAUGAGACACAUACGAAACAGUAAUAUGAAGUGCAAGAAAACGAGUAGAUUGAAAUCACAAUAAUCC